Messenger RNA from Suhomyces tanzawaensis NRRL Y-17324, 3615 nucleotides. RefSeq names its product Fhl1p (gene FHL1). The coding region runs from base 1 to 3615 and encodes 1204 amino acids. Gene Ontology annotation, cellular component: nucleus. Gene Ontology annotation, biological process: regulation of ribosomal protein gene transcription by RNA polymerase II. The transcript has 2 exons. Gene Ontology annotation, molecular function: protein binding; DNA-binding transcription factor activity; sequence-specific DNA binding. The record is from RefSeq and is a predicted model, not a curated record. Lineage: Eukaryota; Fungi; Ascomycota; Pichiomycetes; Serinales; Debaryomycetaceae.
AUGGGAGAUGCAAUUAUACAAGAGGUGCUCCAGAAGAGCGAGAACGAGCACCACGGCACCCUGGCAGACCAGCUGCUCAUGGACGAGCUCCAGGACUUGGAUAUCGGACCCUUGGACAGGGUCAAGGACGAAGAUGUUCCCACUAGCAAGACCGUGAGUAGAUCACAAUCGCCAGCAGUGUCUUCCACAAACAGCAGAGGCAAAAUUAGCCAGACCCAGAAGGAAAUACGGCAAAACUCAACCUUGGUGUCGGUGACGUCGGAACUGGCGUUGGGAAACCCGUCCAAACCAUCCAACGAGUCCGAUGAGGCCUCCAAAAUCUCAGCCUACGCCAGAUUGGACUUCGAAAACUUCACGUUUUUCGUCCAGACCUUGCAGGUGGUGUUGGGAAGAAAGUCGGCCGACGAGUUGAUCCAGAGCAGCCACCAUGCCGUGGAUGUGCAUCUUUCUUCCAAGAAGGCCAUCUCGAGAAGACACGCCAAAAUCUUCUACAACUUCGGCACCCAAAGAUUCGAAAUCUCUAUUUUGGGUAGAAACGGUGCCUUUGUGGACGACUCGUUUGUGGAAAAAGGAAUCACGGUCCCCUUGAGCGAUGGCACCAAAAUCCAAAUCGGCGAUUUGCCCUUCCAGUUCGUAUUACCUUCUAUUGAGCCAAACGAAGAAGACUCCCUGGUGGUGCCGUCCAAACAAUUCAACCCCAGCGAUGCCAUCAACUUGAGAUCUAAUCUUUACAAUACAAACAACAAAAAGCCGGUUUCGAAGCCAAAGAAGGAACCAAUACGGAGAAAAGACAGUAUACCAACCGAUCCAAAGGACGUCCAAGAGCCUAAGGAAGACCAUAAGAGUAAGAUGGAUCCGCCAAAGAUCGAGAAGCCGGAUACCCCACGGAAAUCUUUUAGUAAAGAAGAGAGAAGAGACUCCAUCCUCAAGAUCAGAAGGUUGUCGAAUGCAAGAAGGAAGUCCUUAGCCAGUGCAGCCAAUGAUGAAAUUAACGAUAUUUUAAAGGAAUUGGGAGUGAGUUCCAUUGAUGCCAUUGACGAAGAAGACUCCGAAUUAUUUGAUUCUCAGAUUCAAGCUAUGUUGGCUGAUCAUGAAAAUAGUAGAGAAGAGAUCGGAUUGGAUGGAAAUCUUCUCAGGCUCAGUCAGUACAGUGAGUCAGCAAUAGAAGAAGAGGAGGAUGAAAUCGAUCAAUUGGUCAAACAACACAACUUAGAACAGGGGGUCGUGUUGGACGACGAAGACAACACGAACGAUCUUGACAUGGACUUGUCAAUCUUGGACCAAGAAAUUGCAAAUCUAGGACCUCUAAUUGAUGCACACAAUCAGGAUUUAAUCAAGGAAAAGGAGGAAAGAAGAAGAAGGUUGGAGAUAGAAAGAAAUCGCAAGAGACAACAGAUACAGAAGAAGCAGAUGAACAAAGCUAAAGAAGACGAUAUUCCUAUUGACACAGCAUUGUUAGGACCAAACUCAUCCAAUAGUAUGUCUGGCCACAUCAAAUCAGGUCCGCUCAUGGGUAAGGUGGUUCCUCCACGAAUGGGCAAAGCCGCCUCUAUUCAACCUCCAGCAAAUAGGUUAUACAAUAGACCAUUGAACGGUCUCCCAAAGUCACAGGUUAUUGACAGCAGGCUAGGGGCAAACACAAUGACUGGAUUGCCCAACCAUUUGGUCCAGUUAGGUGGCACUCAAUCUCCAGUUGGAUUGCCAAUGAAAUUGCCACCAGGAAUGAUAUACAAUGGAUUACAGAAGCCGGUGGCACCACCACGAGCCCCACCUCCCAAGCUCGAGGUCGCUGUCAUACCAAUAAUUUCCGAACCAUCAGCUGUAAGACCAAGACCUCCGUUAAGAGCCAUCACCGUGAGUGGAAAGGCAACUUUGACCACUUUUGGCGUUCCCAAAACAGUCGAAGAGCCUUCCAAAUUUCCUAAAGUUCCCAAGAGAGGAAACCAAAGCUUUAAGAAAUUGCCCAAAAAGGUGUACACCUUGGACGAAAUUCCCGAGCAGUACAGAUCCAAACCAUCGAUAUCUUUACCAGUAUUGAUCACAAAUGCUUUGAAGGUCAACCGAGAAAAUGGUCUCACUUUGAACGAGCUCUAUGAAUCCAUCAAAGACGCCUACCCGUACUAUAAGUACUGCCCUGACGGAUGGCAAUUUUCUGUUUCACAUAACGUGAAGUUGAAUAAAAUAUUCAAGAGAAAGUUCAAGAGAAAUAACGAAUGGGUAUACAUCAUCGAUGACUUGUUUAUAAACGAAAGGGAGAAGGUCAGAAAGAAGCAACAAGAGAUGAUUGCAGCAAGAAUAAAGGCAGCCGAUUUGAGAGCGGAGGAAUUGAAACAGAAGCAGCGUUUCGAGGCUCAACAGGCCAUUACUCACAAUAUUGUGGGAAGGAACUUCUCGUCGCCGUACGGCUUGCCUGUGAGUGGGUCUCCCCAGUCUCAGUUCAUCUCCCAUUUACACAAACUGCCAGUCAGCCCCGGAAUAAUCACAGGGGUUCCUGGUGGUGUCAAUGGCCAAAAGCCCAAGACCAUUGCUGAAUUGGCAAGUGAAAUAAGAAGAGACGGAGUCACAUCCAAGGCUCCAAUGUACUUCAAGCCGCAGUCCCCUGUACCAGUUGCUGGAGCAGCCAUCAAGAGAGAAGGCACCAGUCCCAUGAGCAAUACUAUCAAGGCACAAUUGGCAGCGAAUAGAUCAAACCCCACUUCACAAUCGCCACCUCCACCCUCCACGACCACAAACUCGCCUACUCCACCGGCGACGUCAGGGCCAAUGAACCAAGACACCAAGAAGUCCUUGACCUACUUGCAAAAGGAGCUUUUCACGUUGUACAAGGCCAGAAAAUUGUCUUAUAACACCGCAACUACAACUGAAAUCAUCACCAAGGCUUUGGCUACUACCAUUGCCCAGGUAAAUGUGAUUGGUGCAAAGGCAGGGUGUGGGGACAACGCCUUGAGCUUCUUGGUGGAGAGAGCUCCGCAACAAGUGAGUAAAAUCUUGGACAUAGCUUUGACCAAGUCCAUCCGAGAGAAACAGGGCACCUCGUCUAUACCUUCCAGCAGGGCUGGGACUCCAGGACCCUCGACCUCGCAAGCACCCUCUCCUACGAAGCCACCAGCAGCAGUAGUGGCCCCCAAACAAGCUGAAUCUCCUCCACAAACGACAGAACGGGUUGCGUCAAGUGCGACUGAAGGCCCCAGUGUAGCGCAUACAUCUACCACUCCACCUGAAACAGUUUCCCCCAGUCCUACAAAAACAGUUUCCCCCAGUCCUGCAAGUGAUGCAAAAGCCUCAGUCUCGAAUCUUCCAGGCUCGACAGGAUCGACACCAGCAUCGUACGUAUCCCCAAGAGCCGCGGCACCAGCACUAGCCAAACCUCCUCUGUUCGGGGCAGGCCUCUCAAGACCUCCCAGCUACAAGUCCAGCGGUCCAUCGCUUUCCAAACCGCAGAGCUUUGCCAAACCAGGGGGAUUAUCUCGUCCUCCAACGUUCUUGUCCAAUAAACCCGCACAACGCCCAGCUCCAAGCUAUUAUUCGACUCCAGGCUCCAGCGAGUCGGCCAAAAGGGAGCCAGAGCAAGCACACGAGAACGAGAGCCCCCGAAAGAUCAUGAAGACCGAAUAG